GUGAUUGUGGUGUGGCGUGUGUAAUAAUUUGGCGGCUUUGCUUAAUCGUUCAAUUGACACUAUGGCCGAUCUCCCGAGAUUUGGGAUCUGUCAAUUUCUAGCGUAGUACGGUAGCGGAUUUAUGUAAAUAUUUGCUAAAUUUCGAAGGAUAUUUAAUGAAUACGUUAUAUUUUUAUUUAUUUAAAAAAUGCAUUGUGUAAUGCAAACUGCAUAAAAUCAAACCAAAUCCUUAUAUUAAGUUUUACAGACUAAAAUGGAAGAAAUCGAAAGACUAGUAGCGAAAAUAUCAAUCAGUUCUUUUGAGGUGGAGUCCAUGCAUUUAGUAGAAGUAACUCAUGUUAUCAAUCCAUUAAACUUUUACGUUCGUCCGAUGAAGUAUAGACCCAUAAUCCAAGUGAUGGAGUACGUGGAACCUAAAACCAACACGAAAAGUUUCAAUGUUCAAGAUAUGGUCAUAUUUAAUGUGGCUUAUUCAUGUGGAGGUCGUAAGUACGUAAGGGGACGAGUAACUCGUAUAUCACAAAUUGAGAGUUUCCUCGCGUGUGAUAUAUUCGCAAUCGAUUACGGUUUUACGGAAAAAUUAAUCCCCAUUGAAUAUAUGUGGGAAUGCCCACUACAAUUGGCAAGUAUACCACCACUGGCUUGUGAUUGUCAGCUAGCUAAUUGUUACCCGCUGGAUCUCGAAGGAUUUUCGUCCGAUACAAUUGAUGCGUUUAAAUAUUACGCUGGAAACGAACCUGUGCAAAUAAAAGUUUUAGGCAAAAAACCUAACAGGAUUCUGGUUGAGUUAGUAAAUUCUGCUAUAGAGAGCAUUUCGACGCUGCUUGCUAUGCACGGAUAUAUAACAUUAGGUCACUUUUGUGAUGCCGUGGCCUGGAAUCCUAUUGUAGGUGGAAAGAGUAUUUACUUUAAUUUCAAAGAGCUCUCGGUUGGAGAAACGCUACAUGUGAGGGUUCAGUCAGGGGAUUCACUGAAUGGGUUUAAUGUUGUCGAAGUAAGCGACUACAAUAAGCACCUUGAAGAAAUUGGUGCCAUAACAUUUUACGCAAAGAAGGAUUUUUAUCUUUCGCCUUUACACUUCGUUCCAGGGAGAUUAGUCUGUAUCAAAAACGAUAAUGAGAAUAUAUACGAAAGAGCUUUCAUUAAGAAGGUGACAAGACCUUAUAAAAAGGCUAUUGUGCAGCUCGUAGAUUGGGGAAGAGAUGAAGAGCAUCAUAUUGGAAAAAUGAAAUACAUGCCCGCACAAUGCUUGAAGUCACCGGUUGUGUCGUUAUAUUGCAAAUCUGAUGAGAGUCAAGCCUGGGAUAAUGGUCUAGACCGUUUUUUGACGCCUGGCUUUGAAUUUAAUAUUACAAUUAAAAGUCUAGGAUACCAGUUCGAAUAUCCUAACACGGUUGAUAUAUCUCCUCUGGUAAUACCAGUUAAUGAUGAUGAUGAGGCCAGAGCUUUACCAGCUUAAUCUGAGCUAAUAUUGUUUUUUUUUUGCAUUAAAUAUAUAAUUUAUUCUUAACGUAGAAUAUGAUAUAAAUGAUGAUUAAAUAGUGUAGCCAGUAUACAAUAUUAUUAAACAAUGUAAUACAAUAC
This is a messenger RNA of Vanessa atalanta (red admiral), 1584 nucleotides long. RefSeq lists its product as uncharacterized. The transcript has 2 exons. The record is from RefSeq and is a predicted model, not a curated record. Bases 254 to 1459 code for a protein of 401 amino acids. NCBI's taxonomy places the organism in Eukaryota, Metazoa, Arthropoda, Insecta, Lepidoptera, Nymphalidae.